ACAGAGACCUUCUCCUGGGCUCCCGGUACCAUGACCUCCCUGAAGAUGCUGCUCCUGGCCGCGCUCCUCCUGGGGGCUUCCCUGCAGGACACCCAUGCAGCUCGAGCAACCAAUGUGGGCCCGGAGUGCUGCCGGAAGUACUUCAAAGGAGCCAUUCCUUUCAGGAAGCUGGUGAGGUGGUACCGGACCCCAGAGGACUGUAGCAGGGAUGCCAUCGUGCUGGUGACGCUCCACGGCAGAUCCAUCUGUUCAGACCCCAAGGACAGGUGGGUGAAGAAGGCAGUCAAGUACUUGCAAAACACCACGAAGUCAUGUGACCUGGCCGCCCAGCCGGCCUGACUUCUCCCUGGCCCAUCUGGAGUCUUCCCGCCUCCACGUUCACUACCCCAACCCCGAGCUCCCUGGGUCCAGUGGAGGCCUUACAAGGACAAAGAGGCCGCUGUUCCCUUCUCUGAUUAAAGUUUUUCUCCCC
Aethalodelphis obliquidens (Pacific white-sided dolphin) is the source of this 472-nucleotide messenger RNA. It is a transcript of the gene CCL17, whose product is annotated as C-C motif chemokine ligand 17. Lineage: Eukaryota; Metazoa; Chordata; Mammalia; Artiodactyla; Delphinidae. The record is from RefSeq and is a predicted model, not a curated record. Gene Ontology annotation, molecular function: chemokine activity. Gene Ontology annotation, biological process: immune response. Bases 31 to 339 code for a protein of 102 amino acids. The transcript is spliced from 3 exons. Gene Ontology annotation, cellular component: extracellular region.